AUGACUGAAUUACGAAAUUUAAGUGCAUCAAGUAUGCUGUGGGUCCGAGUGCUGGGUGCCAUAUUAAUAUGGCUUCCAUCUUAUCAUGAAGCGCUGCGGACCCAACAACGGGGUUCGGGUAAUAAAAGUUACCAAAUCAGUCCAAAACCAUGUGAGGUAAACAAUUUAAAAGGAACCUGUAUGUUUGUAUGGGAAUGUAUAAAAUCCGAAGGUGAACAUUUGGGUAUGUGUGUCGAUUCAUUUAUGUUUGGAUCAUGUUGCUCGCAUAAUGCAGCAACAAAUGCAAUUGGUGCCGGGGGUUUGGAUGGAGAUGAUGAUGGUGAUGAUUAUGCAAACGGUCCAGCUAUUUUGUAUUCACCACCUGUCACAACAACUACAUACGGACCACCGUUGACAACACGUCGUCCAACGUUGACAUCUUCAUCGCAUCAUCAUAUGACAACAACAUAUCAACAUUUUCAUAAACCUUAUGUAAAGAAGAAUAAUACUAAUAGUUAUUAUACAUCAUCAACUCCUAGUCAUCAAUAUAGCACAACCGCGUCACAUCAUAAACCAAGUGGUUAUCAUAAUAAUACUAAAAAACCAUCAUUUUCAAAUACACAACACUCGUUUCUAACAAGUGCUGCUACCUCUUAUCCAACACACAAACAAAAGCUAACAACAACCACACUACCGACAACAAUAAAUCCACAACAAACAAGUUCGUUUGUACAGCCGGAUGGAAUCACUGCUAGUCAUCGACCUGAUUCUAUUUGGCAAAAUCGUCCACAAACUAGUUCACCAUCUACAAGUGUAUGGCACGUAACAACAGAACCGAAUUUUGUAACAAAAGUUAGACCAUCGAAUAAUUAUAAUAACAAACCAUCAUCGAUAAUUAUAUUGAAUCAUAAAACAAAACCAACGAAGAAACCUAUUUUAUCGACAAUUAUAACAACCACAACUACAACAUUACCGCCCCCAACAACAACUACUACAAUUAGCAGCACUGCAAGUACAAGUACCCAAAAAAUCUCCAAUCAGUAUCAUACAAAACCAAUUUAUGUUCGUCCAAAUCAUACGACUACCCUAAAUCUAAUUAAGCCUACAACUUUAAAUUUAGUUAAAAAUGAGACUGCCACAAAUAAUGGGGCUAAUCAUAAUCAUUCAAAUUCUGGUCCAAAUUAUAUGCCAGAUAAACAAAAUUUUGAUCCAAGACCGCCAAUGCUAACACAGCAUUUGACAUCAACGGAAGAAAAUGAAACACCUUCACCCACAAGUGAAUCGUUGAUGCCUACAUCGACACUAAUUUCAGUUUCGGCUACGUCAGGAGAUCGACAAGCUCGUUGUGGUGUAACUCCUUUAUUUCCAAUGCGACCAGAAAAACGUAUCGUAGGGGGAAAAAACGCCCCGUUUGGUCGGUGGCCAUGGCAAGUUAGUGUUCGACGUACAUCAUUCUUUGGAUUUUCCAGUACACAUCGGUGUGGAGGUGCAAUUUUAAAUGAAAAUUGGAUCGCCACUGCUGGACAUUGCGUCGAUGAUUUAUUAACAUCCCAAAUUCGUAUUCGAGUUGGUGAAUACGACUUUUCCAAAACACAAGAAGAGUUUCCAUUUGUGGAACGUAUGGUUGCUAAAAAAGUUGUACACCCAAAGUAUAAUUUCUUCACCUAUGAAUAUGAUUUAGCGUUGGUGCGAUUAGAUAAACCAUUGGAAUUCGCACCGCAUAUUUCCCCAAUUUGUUUACCUGCAUCAGAUGAUUUGUUAAUUGGAGAGAAUGCAACGGUAACGGGAUGGGGGCGAUUAAGUGAAGGUGGUACUUUGCCAUCAGUUUUACAAGAGGUUCAAGUACCAAUUGUUAGUAAUGAUCGAUGUAAAUCGAUGUUUUUACGAGCAGGAAGACAUGAGUAUAUUCCAGAAAUAUUCCUUUGUGCUGGCCAUGAAGGUGGAGGUAUGGAUUCAUGUCAAGGUGAUUCUGGUGGACCUCUUCAGGUAAAGGGCCGUGAUGGGCGUUAUUUUUUAGCUGGUAUUAUAUCAUGGGGUAUUGGAUGUGCAGAAGCCAACUUACCCGGUGUAUGUACGCGAAUAUCAAAAUUCGUGCCUUGGAUACUUGAGAAUGUCACGUAAUCAGCCAGUGUAUGUCGUCGAAUGUUGUGUUGUCAAUAUAUAAUAUACACACACACGCAAUCAUUAUUCUGCUAUAGUAGUCUCGACGAUGUUUUCCAUCACCUACACGCAUUUUACUUCUGGAUGGUGUGGGAAGGGAUUCAUGAACGUGGUGGUGUGUUGCUGUUGCUUUUUCCUUACAAAAAAAAAAAAAAAAAUACGAUUAUCAUCAUAAUUUUUAAAUCAUCACCACACCAAGAGAGGUAAGAAGACCUUUCGAAGAAGAUAUCACUAGGACAAGACAACAUCAUUUUUAUGAAA
Messenger RNA from Chrysoperla carnea, 2400 nucleotides. It is a transcript of the gene Sb, whose product is annotated as serine proteinase stubble. Gene Ontology annotation, biological process: proteolysis. The coding region runs from base 1 to 2100 and encodes 699 amino acids. NCBI's taxonomy places the organism in Eukaryota, Metazoa, Arthropoda, Insecta, Neuroptera, Chrysopidae. The record is from RefSeq and is a predicted model, not a curated record. Gene Ontology annotation, molecular function: serine-type endopeptidase activity. The transcript has 9 exons.